AAGGCUCUUUCCCACCUGCCACCAUCGCUUCAUUCAUCUUUCAACGCUGUUCACGCAGUCGCGCUGUGAUCGAUCGAUCAGAUUCAAGCAGCGCAAACUCUGUCACACUGCCACCAGCAUCCCGGAGCACCCAGGCAGAUACCAUGUCGCUCAUUCGCCAUGCCCUCACUCGAGCUUCGACAGCUUCUCGAGCUCUGAGCUCGCAGAGCACCUGCACCGCACCGACCUCUUUUUCCACCUUUGCUCCUCUUCUAGAGUCCAGCUCCAACUCGAGCGUACCUGCCAAGAAGGACCAGGCCAGAGAUCUUGCGGCCGAACAGAGGGCCCGUCAGUCUGAACCUGUCGCUGCGGAUGUGCUGAGCGAUGCGCCAGCCGAGCUUCGCCAACGAGCGGUCCGCAUCUUCAAACCUACAAAGACUGCAAAUUCGUCUGGCAAAGCGGGCACCAACGUGUGGAGAGUGGACUUUGAUAUCAUGCAAGGAUCUGGAAGGUGGGAGAACCCUUUGAUGGGGUGGGCUAGUAGCGCCGACUACAUGCAAGCUCUUCACAUCAAGUUCAAGUCGAAGGACGACGCCAUUCACUUCUGCGAGAAGCAAAACUGGCCCUACUUUGUUCAAGAGCCUCACGCACCUCGAAUUCCUCCCAAGAGCUACGCCGCCAAUUACGCGUACAGCGACAAGAAGCUGCGCAUCCACCAGACCAAGUAGAGCGGGAUUGCCCCUCGCAGUCAUCGCGAUGUGCAAGUCGUCACAGGCAAUUGCAUGAUCUUUUAGAAGUCAUGUCAUGGCGAAUUAUGAACCCCGUCGAAGCUUCGCCACGCUUGACUUUGUCCAUGAGGAGCUUUGAACGGCAAGACACACACUCUCUUUAUCCACCCAGUCUAUUCACACAUCCGGCGCUACUUGAGCGCCAGCACACCGCACAGCUCAGACGGCUGCGCGCAAUCAACAACGAAUUUCAAACGUAGCCGUUGGCGAGAGGGGUAACUUACGAGGUACGAUGUGCGAUGGGUACAGCGAGAAGGCAAGAGGAGGUACAAGAGACCAAGCAGCGGUGAAGGAGCGACGGGAGCU
Ceraceosorus guamensis is the source of this 1073-nucleotide messenger RNA. RefSeq names its product putative NADH-ubiquinone oxidoreductase 21 kDa subunit mitochondrial precursor. The record is from RefSeq and is a predicted model, not a curated record. Bases 144 to 707 code for a protein of 187 amino acids. Lineage: Eukaryota; Fungi; Basidiomycota; Exobasidiomycetes; Ceraceosorales; Ceraceosoraceae. The transcript has 5 exons. Gene Ontology annotation, biological process: electron transport chain.